AGACCUUUUGUUUUCAUUUUCAUAAUCUCAUUCGGUCACGUGACAUUGUACACAUGAUGAUAUGUGGCCAAAAUGGCGGAUAGUCAUGAAUUGUCUGUGAUCUUGAAACGAUUAACGGAUCAGAACACUCUAAAGGACGUGUGUCUUGUUCGAACCUGUGCUUAUGAGAUACUGAAUCUGGCGACAAAUGGGUGUGACGUCAGCCCUGCCCUUCCCGCCUUGGUUAAGUUGCUGGCACACUCGGACGCCUUUGUGAAGCGAGUGGCUGGAGAGAUCUUGUCCUCCCACUCCGAACAAUGCCCCGACAUGGCUCUUUUAGCCACGAACACCUUGGUUCAAGACUGCCGAGACGUCAACCCAGUGGUUCGAGGUUUGAGUCUCCGCACGCUGGGCUCGAUGCAGUCACCGUCUGUCGUGGAGCUGCUGACCUCAGCCGUGGCGAGGGGACUGGAGGACAACAGCCCGUACGUGCGGCGCUGUGCAGCCUUAGCCGCUGCUAGCUUACACAAAGUGUCCCCCAAUGCUGUCACGGACGGGGAAAUCUGGGACCUUCUCUACCGACACCUGGGCGACAGGGAUGGGCAGACGGUUGCUGCUUGCCUGUGUGCGCUAGAGGAAGUGUUCUCCCAAGAAGCCGGGGUGGUGCUCUCCAACAAACUGGGUCAGUAUCUCGUCGGGAGCUUACACUCCUUCCCAGCCGCAGUUCAGAGGGUCCUCCUCCAGUUUUUACUCAAGUACUCGCCUAAGAGCAAGACCCAAGUGUUUGACCACCUGAACCGGCUGGACGAUUCCCUCACUGGCAGUUCCUCGCUGGCGGUGACUCUCUCCUGUCUUGAAGUCUUUUGUCACCUGACUGCGGAUUUGCCCAAAGUGAAGGCAAAGGCUUACAAAGCAGCAUGGACAGCCAUCAAGAAGCACUUGCCCCGUGAAAGGAACGAAGAGAUUGUGUCGGCGUUGAUCGACUACCUGAGUCUCACAGAAUUUCCAGCUUCGGUCUGCGAACAGGACUACCGUAAACUUUUCUGCCGAGACGACGAUCCUCAAUAUUUGAUGAACAGGAAGAUUGGAUUUCUUUGUAAGCUGAUUGUUGCAGAUAAUGCAGAGGAUGUCCUGUCCGAGUUUGCUGCCUGUGUCCGGAGAGUGAGUCCAGAAUCGGUGAAAGAAAUGGUGCAGAAUCUGGCUCAGACGAUGCGAGCGAGGCCCGAGGUGGAGAAAAACUGCGCUGAAUUUUUAGUCAGACUCAUGGAGAUGGAGAAUAGCCGAGUGUUGGACUGUGUUGUACAGGCACUGCCUCUGGUCGUGUUCCAGGACGGAAGCCAUUGGGAGGCGGUGACGUCAUGUCUGACGCGUCACUUCCGGAAGCUGACGUCACCGACGGCCAGGGUGGCGUGCGUGGAGGUCAUCGGCUGGCACGGGGUCGGCCUGGAGGAGACGCCCGAGGUCCUGAGCACCAUCCUGGAAGAGUGGCUGGAGAGCCCAGAAGAAGCAGACGGUGAUGAAGGGGGUCAAGGUCAUAGCCAAGAUCUUUGGCAAGGUCAGGAGACAUUCCCGGCUUUCAGACGCCACAGCGGCUCUUUCGCUUCUGGCGGUGGAGACACUGCUGCUGGUGGUGGUGCUGUCGUCAGCAGCAGGUCCCAGCAGCAGCUGCAACAGCAGCAGCAGCAGAAGCGUCAGUUGAAGGUGGCGCUGCUGGGCGCGAUGGUGCGUGCGUGCAUGUCGCACCCGGCCCGCGUGCAGCCGGUGCUGUGCCGCGUGAUGGAGCGGUGCGCGCGCGACUCGGACAGGGCGGUACGGGAGCGGGCCUUGUUCCUGCACACACUGCUCAAGGUCACGGCCCAGAGGAAGAUGGCGGAGCACGCCGGGGAAGGCUUGGACUUGUGACUUUGAUUUGAAAAAUAAUGUAAUAAGUUUCAGGUUGCAUCCGAAUGUAGAAAACACAUUUUUCCUCAUCCCUUAAAACUUCAUCCCGAAGAUGAUGAUAUUCUCCAAAUCACCUAUUCGUAGAAAAAUGCUAUAAGACCAGUGCCGUUUUGGGAUGCGGCGUCUUCUUUUUAUCCAAAACAAUAAGAGUAAUUGAAAACCUCCAUCUUUGCUCAACACGGGUAGCAAACUCAAGACCAUGUAAGAUCUACUGUGUUAAUGACAGCACCGGAUGUUCACGAACGGAAAGCGAGCGGAGACAAAAACGGGUCACAUUCGUUUCUCUCGUAUUUUUAUGCCGAUCAGGGAAAUGGGUCAGACUGGAAACAAAAGGGAGCGGAGAAGAAAAGGAAUGCACUCAGUUCAUGCGUGAAGCCUGCUCUUAUCGAUUUUAGACCACCAAGGGAUCUUUAUCGUGUGCAACUUGCACACGGGCCCUCCGAGAUUUUUGGCCCUUGUCCGAGAAGGUUUUGUGGAGAUCUUUCCUACCAGAAGAUCAGGGGUGGGGCUGAAAGACAGCAGUAAGCUGUUUUGUUGAUCUGGUUGCGCCUGAUGCAUCUGUUGUGGACACAUCUGUAAUGACCGCGCCUUCCAGACCCAGGUCUGAAGUGU
Messenger RNA from Aplysia californica (California sea hare), 2532 nucleotides. Its product is annotated as AP-4 complex subunit beta-1. NCBI's taxonomy places the organism in Eukaryota, Metazoa, Mollusca, Gastropoda, Aplysiida, Aplysiidae. Gene Ontology annotation, cellular component: membrane coat. Gene Ontology annotation, biological process: vesicle-mediated transport; intracellular protein transport. The transcript has 3 exons. Bases 73 to 1881 code for a protein of 602 amino acids. The record is from RefSeq and is a predicted model, not a curated record.